Saprolegnia parasitica CBS 223.65 is the source of this 462-nucleotide messenger RNA. RefSeq lists its product as hypothetical. Bases 1 to 462 code for a protein of 153 amino acids. Lineage: Eukaryota; Oomycota; Saprolegniomycetes; Saprolegniales; Saprolegniaceae. The record is from RefSeq and is a predicted model, not a curated record. The transcript has a single exon.
AUGACAACCUCGACGCUUGGCUUCCACGCGCUCUACAUUCCGCGCUCGAGUGCCAAAACCCAGCGCUACCUCGGCGCGGGCCUCCUCCUGACCCUGCUCGGCCGCACCUUUGGCAUGCGCCGCGUGCUUCUCGUCCUCUGUCGCUCUGCCUACAAGCUCUUGUCGGCCACCAAUCACAUGUACGACACCAAGCUCUGUCCGCUGCUCGACAGUGUUCAGACCAUCCAGACGCUGCAGACUGCAGUCGCCGCCAAAGACACGAGCAUUACCGACCUCACCAUGAAGGUUGCAGCGCUCCACGAAGCCGCGCGGGUCCAGCGCGUGACGGCGACCGAGAUCAGCGCCGACCUCAAGGUCGAGCUGCAUCAGACCAAAAUCCUACUGCACCGCACGAGCAAGGUCGUCCAGCGCGACUUGAAAGCGAUUCGCACCGCGCUCAGCAAGCCCCAGCAAGAACUCUAG